AUGUCAUUUGACGAUUUAACUGAUAAUACCAAAUCUCUAAGGAAUAUUCCUGGAGCGAAAUAUAUAGAACAUAUCGCAGAAUUUUUACAAAAUAAAAAUGAGGAAAAUAUACUCCGCCAAGCAAGAGAACUUUUAUUGAAAUAUAAAUUUAUGGAACAUUCCUUUGUAACUAGACAAGUGAACACUCAAAAAAAAAUACCAGAAUUAACAGAUGCCUUAAGAGUUGUGAAAACUUUUCAAAAAAAAAAGCAAAUGGGAAAAAACAAAAAUUUAGUAACAUUAUUUCCCGUGGAAGAAUCUUUGUUUGCUAAGGGAAUCAUCGAAAAUUUUGACAAUAUUAUGUUAUGGCUAGGGGCUAACGUAAUGGUUGAGUUUACCUUUAAUGAAGCUAUAAAUCUUUUAAAUCAACACUUGCAAAGAGCAAUAAAUUUAUUCAAAGAAUUGGAUGAAGAAUUAUCUUGGUUGCAUCAACAAAUAUGCACAACAGAAAUUAAUAUAUCAAGAAUUCAUAAUUAUGUUGAAAUGAAAAAAGGAAUGAAAGAAAAAGAAGCUGAUAAUAAAACUGAACAAGUAAAUUAA
This is a messenger RNA of Plasmodium adleri (nom. inval.), 579 nucleotides long. RefSeq names its product prefoldin subunit 3, putative. Gene Ontology annotation, cellular component: cytoplasm; prefoldin complex. NCBI's taxonomy places the organism in Eukaryota, Apicomplexa, Aconoidasida, Haemosporida, Plasmodiidae. Gene Ontology annotation, molecular function: tubulin binding. The transcript is spliced from 6 exons. The record is from RefSeq and is a predicted model, not a curated record. The coding region runs from base 1 to 579 and encodes 192 amino acids. Gene Ontology annotation, biological process: protein folding; tubulin complex assembly; microtubule-based process.